Messenger RNA from Myotis daubentonii (Daubenton's bat), 3589 nucleotides. RefSeq names its product exonuclease 1 (gene EXO1). Gene Ontology annotation, biological process: DNA recombination; mismatch repair. The record is from RefSeq and is a predicted model, not a curated record. Gene Ontology annotation, molecular function: metal ion binding; DNA binding; 5'-3' DNA exonuclease activity. NCBI's taxonomy places the organism in Eukaryota, Metazoa, Chordata, Mammalia, Chiroptera, Vespertilionidae. Gene Ontology annotation, cellular component: nucleus.
UGUGAUUCUGGGACUGUGGCUGGAGGGCCAGCCGCAUCCGGAUGGCCUGCGGCGACUGCAGUUGAGCCUCUGCGAGCUGUUGGCAUUUGGGGACUCGCUGGACUAGCGCAGCGGGCAUCGGAGCUUCAGUCCGGGAUCCGCAGGUUCACUUGGCACGAUGGGGAUACAAGGAUUACUGCAGUUUAUCAAAGACGCCUCCGAGCCCAUCCACGUGAGGAAGUACAAGGGGCAGGUGGUGGCCGUGGAUACGUACUGCUGGCUUCACAAAGGUGCUAUUGCUUGUGCUGAAAAACUGGCCAAAGGCGAACCUACCGAUAAGUAUGUAGGAUUUUGCAUGAAAUUUGUAAAUAUGUUACUGUCUCAUGGGAUCAAGCCUAUUCUUGUGUUUGAUGGAUGUACUUUGCCUUCUAAAAAGGAAGUGGAGAAGUCCAGAAGAGAGCGACGACAAGCCAACCUCCUUAAGGGCAAGCAGCUUCUUCGCGAGGGGAAGGUCUCGGAGGCCAGAGAAUGCUUCACCCGCUGCGUCAACAUCACACCUGCGAUGGCCCACAACGUCAUUAAAGCUGCUCGGGCUCAGGGGGUCGACUGUCUCGUGGCGCCGUACGAAGCAGAUGCACAGCUGGCCUAUCUGAACAAAGCUGGCAUUGUACAGGCCAUCGUCACGGAGGACUCUGAUCUCCUCGCUUUCGGCUGUAAAAAGGUGAUUUUAAAAAUGGACCAGUUUGGAAAUGGACUGGAAAUUGACCAGGCUCGGCUGGGCAUGUGCAGACAGCUUGGGGAUGUGUUCACAGAGGAGAAGUUUCGGUACAUGUGCAUUCUUUCGGGCUGUGACUAUCUCUCAUCACUGCGCGGGAUUGGGUUAGCGAAGGCCUGCAAAGUGCUGAGGCUAGCCAAUAACCCAGACAUUGUAAAGGUUAUCAAGAAACUUGGACAUUACCUCAAGAUGAACAUAACAGUCCCAGAGGACUACAUCAAAGGCUUUAUUCGGGCCAACAACACCUUCCUGUACCAGCUGGUGUUCGAUCCCAUCAGAAGGAAGCUCGUCCCUCUGAAUGACUAUGGAGAUGACGUGGACCCUGCAGCGCUGAGCUAUGCUGGGCGGUAUAUUGAUGAUUCGCUAGCUCUUCAAAUAGCACUUGGAAAUAAAGAUAUAAAUACUUUUGAACAGAUUGAUGACUACAACCCAGACACUGCUACGCCUGCCCUGCCGAGAAGUCGUAGUUGGGAUGACAGUACAUCUCAAAAGCCGUCUGGUGUUCAUAGCAUUUGGCAUAGGAACUACUGCCCUGGACCUGAGCGGGCCCCUGUUCCAGGAGCUACAAGACUGAAGGCCAACCCAAGCACUGCGGGCAGGGAGCAGGUGGUCAGCACCAAAGGGCUGACCCUGCCAAGGAAGCUGUCCAUUGUGAAACGGCCAAGAGGCGAGGAGAUGUCAGAAGAUGAUCUGCUGAGUCAGUAUUCUCUUUCAUUUACAAAGAAGACCAAAAAAGAUGGCUGUGAAGGUAGUAUAUCCUUGAACUCUUCCAAAAUGCUGAUGCCUGACCUGGUGGAUGGAACUACUAUUAAAAAAACCUUAAGCACACCACCUACGACAAGAAAUAAGUUUGCAGCAUUUUUGCAGAGAAAAAAUCAAGAAAGUGGUGCCGUUGUGGUUCCUGGGACCAGAAGCAGGUUUUUUUGCAAUUCUCUGGAUUCUAUGGACUGUGUAUCAAAGAAAGCAAGCCCCCAACAUCUAGAUGAAACUGCUGACACAGAUAAAAAGACCAAUCUCAAUGAAUCAGAUUGUCUAGAUGAUAAGAAAGUGGUUGAUCUCAAUGAAUCAGACUGUUUAGAGGGCAAGGAGCUGGUUGAUCUCAACGAAUCAGAUUGUCUAGAGAGCAAGAUGCUGGGUGAACUAAAUCAAUCAGAUUGUCUGGAGAGCAAGAUGCUGGGUGAACUAAAUCAAUCAGAUUGUCUGGAGGGCAAGGUGCUGGGUGAACUAAAUCAAUCAGAUUGUCUGGAGAGCAAGAUGCUGGGUGAACUAAAUCAAUCAGAUUGUCUGGAGGGCAAGGUGCUGGGUGAACUAAAUCAAUCAGAUUGUCUGGAGAGCAAAAAGCUGGUUGAUCUCAAUGAAUCAGAUUGUCUGGAGGGCAAGAAGCUGGUUGAGAGGAACGUCGCACACACUCCGAGUGAUCAGACUCCAGAUGGUGUAACUGUGAUUGCUGAUGAAGAGUCUCCGUCUUUUAAGACCGUCGGAUUCACAAAGACCAUUUCACCACCCACUCUGGGGACACUAAGAAGCUGUUUUAGCUGGUCUGGAAGCCUUGGCGAUUUUUCAAGAACUCCGAGCCCCUCUCCGAGCACAGCAUUGCACCAGUUCCGGAGAAGGGGGGGCUCGCCCAGCUCUCUGCCUGGGAGUACGGUGUCCGAUGCGCCUCAGGUCAAGGGCGAUGCGUCGGGUGAUGAAGCGCUUCCUGUACAUGAACUGAGUUGGUCCUCGCAGUCUCUGGAGAGCGCGGAAUUGUCCCCACGCAGCUCAAGUGCCUCAACACUUCCUCAGCCUUCCAGGAAGGACUGCAGUCCAGAGGAAUCUGAUUGCAAUUUUAAGUCACUUGCUAAUCAAGGUAAUCAGAAACCCAAGCUACGUGUAUCUCACUUUUCAAAAAAAGACACGCUUCUAAGAAACAAGGUUCCUGGGCUGUAUAGGUCUGGUUCUCUGGACAGUCUCUCUACAACCAAGAUCAAAGCGCUAGUGCCUGCGAGAGCCAGUGGGCUGAGCAAGAGGCCAGCGAGAGUCCAGAAGAGGAAACACCACAACGCCGAGAACAAGCCGGGGCUGCAGACGAAGAUCAACGAGCUCUGGAAAAACUUUGGAUUUAAAAAAGAUUCUGAAAAGCUUCCUUCCUGUAAGAAGCCAGAUCCCCUGUCUCCAGUCAAGGAUAAUAUUCAACUCACUCCAGAAACGGACGAGGACAUCUUCCACAAGCCGGAAAGUGCGCGUGUGCAGAGAGCCAUAUUCCAGUGACGGGCAGCUGGGGCCGCCCCGAGCCUUUCUGCCCGUGAAGUCCUCUUGGCAGGGAGGCGGGUACCAGUCUGAGAUUUGUUCUUAGAGUUACGCCACGUUUUUUUAAUAGACUACAUUUUGUAUAUGAACUAUGUGAUUGUUUCCUUUGUUCAGCUUUUUAUAUUUUCAUAAGAAGCUAACUAGGGAAAUUAUUUUUAACAGUUUUGGAAGUUUUACUGUUAUUUAGGCAAGUUUGCUAGAAAUUUAUAAAAAUUUACUCUAAAGAUUUCUGUUACAUUGUCAAGCAUAAGACUGGCAAAUGGAAAACCACAUUUCUGUAAAUUAUCUUACCCUAGAGGAAAUCACUGAAUUCUUCCAAGCUUUACAAUUUUCCACGUGCCUCUGUCUUUCGGGGUUGAAUAGAAAAUAAAGUUGCUGGGAGGGGAGGGGCAGUUGGAGGCAUGAAGGUCGUUGCACAGCGGGACAGGCCUUUACUACCCCUGAAGGGUUUGGUUGGGAUUCACAUUUGACAGUGGAAGGAACUACUACUUACAUCAUUAAUAUUCUUAAGCUUCAAAAUAGCCUGUUUUUAAAUAUGUCUUUUUU